Messenger RNA from Pomacea canaliculata, 1703 nucleotides. RefSeq lists its product as uncharacterized. Lineage: Eukaryota; Metazoa; Mollusca; Gastropoda; Architaenioglossa; Ampullariidae. The record is from RefSeq and is a predicted model, not a curated record. The coding region runs from base 1253 to 1669 and encodes 138 amino acids. The transcript has 3 exons.
AUGGACACAUGGUUCCGGUGACAACACAAGUACUUAAAAUGACGGACACUUGAUAACAGCACUUGUCUUUCAAACAGAUUAGACUGGCAACUCUGACAGACAAAACAUUUUGCUUUACUGAUCCACAAAAUGGAGAAAAUCUUCAUCUUUUACCCACAUGAUUCUACAAAUUCUUGUUUAAUUCAAAAACCUGAAAUAAAAAUGUGAAAGAAAUUGUUUAUGAGGGGCAGUUAACUUGUAUCUUUCUUGCAGCAGUGCAGUGAAACGGACCGCCGCGCAGAACAAAACAUUGAGUGAGCGGUUAUCACUGGAGGCUUCACGAGAGGCUGGCAGGUAUGCCGGUGGACUCAGCGCCCACAGGUACUGAAGCUCAGGGCGGACACCCAGGGUUACGCCGACCGCCGUCUGGAAUUUGUCGGCCCCGUAGAGCAGCUGUUGAUGGCCACGCCUCCUCCAUGAUUUCCCAUCCACCCGCUCACCAACCCGAAUUUCUGCUCCUCCUCCACCUUCCGCCUAUCUCUGCAGUCCGUUGCCCAGAUGGUGUGUGCGGUCACUUAUCACACCGCCCGACUACUCGUUGCCUUCACCUGUCAUCCCCAUCCCGUCCCCUCUCUCCCCCACCCCGACCCCGCCGGCAAAAAUCUACACCCCCUUAUUCCACCCCUAACCCUGACCACCGCCACUGCCAUUCCACCCCGUGACAUUUAGCCUCCCGAACUAUAUCCACUGCUCUUCUGUGAAAGGUGUGGGAUUGCGGACGCCAGAGGGAGAGAGUGAGUAGAUGAUAAAAUGAUCUGCGGAUCAAAUGCAUACAUGAUAUGGAGUUUAUCAUGCGAUAAAGCUGCUGCGGCGCCCUGACUUUUCUUUGUGCGGCCUGCUGCACGACGAGGCGGUGACAACACCUGCAUGCGGGCGGGUUGAGGGGAGUCAACACUGGCAACGACCGCUGGUCCCUGUAUUCCCUGAUUUCAUUCUGUGACAUCUUGACUCUUUAGUACCGGCCCUACGUUUACACUCUUGUUAUUUUUGUCAUUCUUAGAGACAGAGAGGACUGUAACACUAUCCGCUAGCCAGUGGUUGAGACAAACUGUAUCUCAUUACUCCUCGACGAGAAAACCAGCGUGGCAAUGGUGACUGUUGUAAUCUGUCUCUUGUGAGUUUCAAAAACCACUCGUAUUAAUCAACACUUACUUUAGGAUAAGUAUAAGGUGGCAUAAACGGCAGCAGAGAGUCAUCGAUAUAGUCGUCUACGAUGCCAAAGAUUCCAGUGAUGUCGUCAUCAACUUCAUCAUCUUCAUCAACCUCCACAACAGCGGAGAAGACUGAACCCAGACCAAAAGUGGACCCGAGCUUCAAGUCCAAGCGAUACAGAGACAAACUACGGACAGAGGUGAAGGCACUGGAGGGACUUCUGCCCGUGGAUCGCACCUCUCUCAGCCGCAAACUGGACAGCCAGACAGUCUUCCGGUUGGUCAUUGCCUUCCUAAGGACACAGGGCUACUUUCAAGCACUUGGAUUUCAAAAUGGACAGACAGAAGCUGCAGAUGAUGCUGUAGAUGAUUAUCAAGAAAAUGCACAAGAUGUUCAAGGCAUAAAUGAACUGGUGAAUGGAUUUUCUUGUUUACAGGUAAGACAUACUAAUGAUAUAACAAUCAUUUCACACAGAUGAAUAAUUAUAUUAGGCAAUGUAAUUAUAACGUUAU